CCUCCCCCUCUUCCCCUCUCGCCGCUCCCCUCCCCUCCCCUCACGGUGCCGCGCAGCGGGGAAGGACAAGGGGACUGCAGCGGGCCGGUGCGGACCCUGGGCACUUUGCGCACCGGGGAUCGCCCCCUUCGGUCUCCGCUCGCCCUCCGCUCCGUUCUCGCCUCUCGCCGCUUCGUCCCGGGCGGUCUAUCGCCGCAUGGUGCUGGCCGCAGCCAUGAGCCAGGAGCCGGAGACCAGCGGCCGCGAGCAACCCGACAGAGAUGCCCGCACCCUGGCUGCCUCCGCAACCGCCGCCCCCCCAGGACUCCUGGGACCCCCGGGCCACCGAGGAAUGCAGCAGCCGUUGCUGCCGCCACCUCUGCCGCCGCCGCCACCGGCGCCUCAGGCCGCCUUGCCUCAGAUUCUCCAAAAUGCUGCCAAGCUGCUGGACAAGAACCCAUUUUCUGUCAGUAAUCCAAGUCCUCUGCUUCCAUCACCUGCAAGUCUUCAGCUGGCCCAAUUGCAAGCCCAGCUGACUCUCCACCGGCUGAAAUUGGCACAGUCCGCGGUCACCAGCAACACUGCGGCUGCCACGGUUCUGAACCAGGUCCUCUCCAAAGUGGCUAUGUCUCAGCCCCUCUUCAGCCAGCUGAGACAUCCAUCUGCGAUUACUACCCCGCACAGCCACGCUGGGGCCCCCCAGCACCCAGCAGUAAUGCCAAAUGCCAGGUUUUCCUCCAGGGGAAUCACGUUUUCACCUCCCAGUCAAGGACAGGGCCUGGGACCAUCCAUGAGCCUGCCCAGCCAGGCUACCAAUACCAUGGUGAUGCAUCCUUUUGGUGGGGUCAUAUCUCAGACCUCUAAUCAACCAGCAGUUGUCCUGGGCAUCAGCAAAACUGGCCCUGUUCCUGCUGUGGCGGGGUUCUAUGACUAUGGUAAAGCUAGUAGUACUCAGGCCUAUGGUUCAGAUGCUGAUAAUCAGUCGAGUUUUCUGCCAACAUCGGGUGCCACCUCAGCUGGGGUGACCUAUGAGGGUCAGUGUAGUCAUACAGGGCACCCAAAGCAAGAUGGUCAAGCCAGCUUCACCAAAGACUUUUAUGGGCCCAAUUCCCAAGGACAGCCCCUGGGGUUCCCUGGAGAGCAGCACAUGAAUACACCCUCCACAGGCGGUCCUAAAGGAGAGGUAGACCCACUGCUCGAUGGCACUGGAGCAAAUAACCAAUGGGAAUGGCCACCAAUCAGCCAAUCCUAUGAGCUGUAUGACCCAGAAGAACCCACACCAGACACCAAGUUUGGGCCUUCGACCCCUGCUUCCUUCAACAAGAAGCAGAGUUUCAGUGGCACCCAGCGGCGAGGGAAGGAGGAGCCCAUGCUGUCCAUGAGGCCUCUCCAGGCUCAUGAGCUAAACGACUUUCAUGGUAUUGCACCUCUCCACCUGCCACACAUCUGCACCAUCUGUGAUAAAAAAGUCUUUGAUCUAAAGGACUGGGAGCAGCAUGUCAAAGGGAAAAUGCACACUCAGAAAUGCAUGACCUUCUCUGAAAGUGCGGGUAUUCGAUGUGUUGUUGGCUCAGCAGAAGGAGCAUUGUGUGCCUCACCUAACAGCACAGCUGUUUUUAAUGCACCUGGAACUGACGAUUUUGCCUCAAAUAUUGGAUCGUCAUUUGCUGUGGUUCCAACAAGGUCCUUUGCUCAGUCAAAUCCCACUUUCUCUCCUACUGCUUCCGGUACAAAUUUUUCACAGCGGAAAGUCACUGCUGGCCGAGUGGUACACAUCUGCAAUCUCCCUGAAGGAAGCUGCACUGAGAAUGAUGUCAUUAACUUGGGACUCCCCUUUGGAAAAGUAACUAAUUAUAUUCUCAUGAAGUCUACCAAUCAGGCUUUUCUGGAAAUGGCUUACACUGAAGCUGCCCAGGCAAUGGUACAAUAUUACCAAGAAAAGUCUGCUGUGAUUAAUGGUGAGAAAUUGCUCAUUCGGAUGUCCAAGAGAUACAAAGAGCUGCAAUUGAAGAAACCUGGAAAGAAUGUUGCAGCCAUCAUCCAGGACAUCCACUCUCAGAGGGAGCGGGACUUGUUCCGGGAAACAGACAGAUAUGGCCCUGAGAGACCCAGGUCUCGAAGUCCAGUGAGCCGCUCACUCUCCCCGAGAUCUCACACUACCAGCUUCACCUCCUGCAGCUCUUCCCACAGCCCUCUAUGUCCUUCCCGGGCAGACUGGGGCAAUGGUAGGGAAUCCUGGGAUCAGUCCCCCUAUGCCAGGAGAGAGGAAGAGAGGGAUCUGACUCACUGGAGGGAAAACGGAGAUGACAAGAGGGACAGGACAGACACUUGGGUUCAUGAUCGGAAACAUUACCCACGGCAACUGGACAAAAUUGACUUGGACAGCCGGAUUGAAGUAAUGAGGGGACACAGAGACAAAUAUAUCCGUCCCACUUCCCCUAGCAUACUCCACUCUUCAUCUGGUUACAAAGGCCGAGAGGAUGGCUAUUACCGAAAAGAUCCCAAGCUUAAACCUGACAGAUAUCUCAAGCAGCAACAGGACAGUCCUGCAAAGUCCAAAAAAAAAGAAGAGACUAGAUUAAGAGAAAGACACACCCACUGUGAGGACUCAGGGAAGGAAGACAUUUUUGAGCCCAAGGACAAUAGGACUUCAGAGAAUGUCAAGGCCAAACAGAGUGAGAAAAACAAAACCACAAAACCAGACAGAAGUCAAGAGGGGGAAACAGACACAGAAGAAAACAAAGCAGCAGAGAUUGAGCUUGGGAAAGAAGAACAGGAAGCUUUGGAGGAAAGUGAUGAAUUUAUGAAAAUAGAAGAUUCUGAUGCCGCAAAUGAAAGGGAAGAGAAGGAACAAGAUUGGGAAAGCGGAAGUGAAGUGGAGGGGGAGAGCUGGUACCCCACCAACAUGGAAGAACUCGUUACAGUGGACGAGGUGGGGGAAGAGGAGGACUUUAUCAUGGAGCCAGACAUCACAGAACUGGAGGAGAUUGUGCCAGUUGGGCAGAAGGACAAAACCUGCCCUGAAAUAUUUCCCUGUGGGAUGACCCCUUUAGACCUGAACACUGAUCACGGGGAAUUAGCCGAGGAGGCAGGUGAAUCUGCGGCUGGCGGAGCUGCUGAAAUCAGAUUCGAGUCGGACAGAGAAAGUGCUGCCUCCAGGAGCCAUUCUGAUGAAAUAGGGCUUGAAGGGCAGACGGGCAUAAAUCUAGACACUAUGAAGAAACCAGCUGAGCCUGAGGAAGACAGCUUUCCUAAAGAUCCAAAUUGCUAUAAGAAGGAAGGAAAGGGAGCUGAAAACUCAGAUGUUAACCCAGUCCCCACAUCACAGAAAAUGUCUUCCCAAGAGCCAGCAGAGGAAGGGGGAACACAGUCUGGGCUUUUCCUAGAUGAUUAUAAGCUGAUGGGAUCCCCUAAAAAUGGGACACAGGACAGCAGCAAACCAGAGGAGAAGCCCAGCUCCCACACAGAGACCAGCAACCAAAGCCAGGCUUGCCAAGAAAUGUUGACUGAGGAAAACUCCAGAUUCACAGAAAUCCCGUCCUUGGAAAUGAGCUCAUUAGCCUAUAGUGAGAUGGAGACAAAACAGCCUCAUCCAUUGCCUUCCUGGGAACCAGAGGAUGUGUUCAGUGAACUUAGCAUUCCUCUUGGAGUAGAGUUUGUGGUGCCCAGGACGGGGUUUUAUUGCAAGUUGUGUGGUCUUUUCUACACUAAUGAGGAGACAGCAAAGACAAGCCACUGCCGCAGUUCUAUCCACUACAGAAAUCUGCAGAAGUAUUUGUCCCAGCUGGCAGAGGAAGGCCUACAGAGCAAUGAACAGGGCAGCAGCCCGAAGCCAGAUGACUGUGGCAUCGGAAUUGUGCCCCACUUUGAGAGGAAAAAGCUCUGACCCAGUGGAAACAAGACGAGGGAGAAUGAGGGAUUGCCAGUGGUGCCUUGCUGAUCUCCAAGACAAGACCACUGCAUCUUCUCCUUCGAGAUGAGGAGGGAAAGCAGAGCAAAGCAGAGGACACAUUGUUUGGGUCAGGACCCAGAGAACCAGUGAAAAUGCUCCCCAAACUGUUCCCACAACAAAGCAGACCUGGCACGCCCAACAGGCAGAGCUGCAUGUCCUCUCUGUAUGUGUGCGUGCGUGUUUCUUUCUCUGUCAAGCCCUUUUUCAAACUUUCACCUGACUCUCCUUGCGUUCUGUACCCACAUCCUUUUCUUUUUCAUAAAACCUGACUCCUCAGGGAUUUUUAACAAGGUUUAAAUUCUUGAUGGGACAUGAUACAUCAGGCCAAGAGAAGGGUGGAUCAUCCAGGGGAAGGGCCUCAAAGAGAAAAGUCUAUGUAAAGAGACACUUGAAUGAAGUAGUAUUCAUCUCUCUGCUUGCUGUUCGUUGCCUGGGAUAGCCCAGCUAGAGUACCCGGAGCUCUAGAGUUAGAACAAACAUCACCAAGAAAGGCAAGGAGUAUAUACUUAAGGGGCCUGAUUCAAUCUCCUUCAUUCUCCAAAUGUAUGGCCAAGCCACCAUUUUUAGUAACCUGUUUUUAAAGAUCUUUCAUUCAGUUAUUUCUGAAAGUUCAUUGGCUUUAUGUCUUAAAUUAAAAUGAAGCAGACUUUGAAAGACACCCAAAAAAAACCUUUCUGAAAGCUUAGAUAAUUUCCCUCCAGAUUAAUCCUCUCCUUCUUUCUACCCCCACCCCCACCCCAGAUUGAGGAGAAAUGAGGGCUUGUUUUAUUUUGGACAGUGGAUCUGGUAUAGAUUCAGUUGGAUUAAAAUGAAGCAUACACUUCCUCUGCCUCCAGCUAAAAUAGCAGUUGGUGUAUGUCGGGGACAAAUGACUGCCAUAAAGCAGUGCUUGGAGUUGGAUUGAGAAACACCAAAACAAUGAAACUGCCAGCCAAGAUUCUGUCCUUGACUCACCCGAAGGUGCCUCCAUGCUGGGGUGUCUGGGUUGCAUUCUUCUGAAAAACCUCCUAACCCAAUGAUCUUAAGAUGCCCCUUGAGCUUUGGGAUCAACUGAGGAAAAAAGAGGUUGCUGAACUUAAGUCUAGGCCUGGAGGUUCCUUUGACCUAGGGCCCUUCACACCUGGAUUAAGGGAGUCUGUAGCUAGUUGGUGAUGAUCCUGUUUGAAGUAUCUUGUCAUGAGGCUUUUAAUAAUUUGUACUCAAACUCUUUGCAGAUCUGAGGUGAUCAGGGGGAUCAUUCCUGCAUUAGAUAGAUUUUACCUUUCUAGGCCAGACACUUGCUCAGUUUCAAUGUUGUCCCUAGCCAGUGAGUCAGUUAUUCCAUGUGUGGUGUUUUGGUCCUGGAUACUUUUUGUGAAGUUCCGAGUCCUGUGGGGGAAACCUCAGAAGGGUAUGAAGUGGAGCCCAGUUCUGCCCCUAGAAGUCAAGAUACUUCUGCAAAGUCGAUCUCGCCUUCUUGGACCUUUAAAAGGUAGGCAGUUAAAGAAAUCUUUAGAGAUUCCCAGUAUUUGGUCUUAUCACCCCUGGCAGACAUAGCAUGAGAGAAUUAUUAAUUUCUCAUGAUAGGUUAGAACUUGGUGGACAUUUCAUCGAUAGGGUCUGGGUCUGAACCACUAAUAUAAUACAAACAGCAUAAACAUAAUAAGACUUUGGAGUAUAAACUUUGAGCAAAUGUUGCCAGGGAGGAGAUACAGGUAUUGGAAACCUGUGUGUGUAUAAGAGAGGAUUUCAGGUAGGCACUAAAGGAAAAUAAACCAGUUUGGACAUGUCCAGGUCAGGGCUUUACCAAAGCUGAGAAGCCAAAUUUGUCAUUAGAACAUUUUAGAACCUCAGGAAGGUUGGUUUUUAAGAGAUGUGAAAGGGUUUGAAGACUGGAGCUCAAUCCAGACCUGUUCUCCUGUCCCCACACAUCAUGAAUCCAGUUGCCAAAGUAGCCUGUGAACAAGGAAUGCUUGUACUGUGUCCUCGGCACUAGCCGUUCCUUCCUUUCUGGGAAAUAUCCUGACCUCAUAUGUCUCUAUCUUGCCAUCCCAGAGAGGGGAGGGGAUGCAUUUCUCAGCUUUUCUAGGGUUGUGCCACUCACUGAACCAGAUUGGGAUAAACCUUACACUGUCACCAUCAGAAAGUUGUUGCAGAGGUUCACCUUGCCCCAGAGGGCAACAGCCUACUCUUCCCCCAAAAGUAGGAAAAUCCCCUGCCAUCGCCUGUUCCACCUGGCAGGGUUUGCAUGGAAAUUUGGAUUGGCUGCUUCUCCUGAGGAACUCUUAGGUCUUCCUUGCUGAUAAACUGAAUAUGUCCAUGGUGGGGGUGGAGAGUUGUUCACUAACCAUGUUUCUUAAGGCUUUUAUCUCUUUUACUCCAUCAAGAUCCUCUAUUUACAAAAGAUUUCAGGAUAUACAUGUGUACAUAUAUACAUAUAUAAUAUAUAUUUUUAUACAAUACCAUUGGCAUGAUUCUUCACCAAUCUUCAUAAUUUGCACUUUUUAUUUCUAUAUGUAUUGAACCCAGUACAGUGUUAAAAGCAGCCCAGGCAAGUUCUUAUUCUGUUUAAAAGGCGUUUUUCUGCAAUGUUUGUUGAUAACUUCCAAGUGUGUCCCCAAAAGGGGGCUCAAAAGUAUUUACCAUUUUUAGCAAUACAUACAUUGUUCCCUAGAUAAAAUUUAGGCUUUAAUAUUACAAAGAUCUGCUUUUUAAAAAAUCAACCUCCCUUUCCACCCUGCCCCAAAAGAAAGCAAUAUUCAGUCACUGCCCCCCCUCCCCCCACAGAAUUCAGCAAAUAAACUGUUGGCUUGAACACUAGCUUAGUGUAGUUGUAGCAUCGGGCCGGUAUCAUCAGGGUUUUUUACUUGUGAAAUAUCUGAGGCUGUGAUCUGUUGAAUUAUACUUGAACUGGACCAGAACAUAUUUAUUGAGCUUAUAAAAAUUUUGUUAAUUUAAGCUUUGGCUUGUAAAUGGUUGGAAUUUGUUGAACUUUGUUGAGUGUCUUAUGAGUUGUCACUACUUUUACUGAUUCGUGUAACUGACCGCCAAGUGUUUUGAGGUGUUUCAUAAAAAAAUGAAAAGAAAAAAAAAGAUUUUAAUAAAGGUAAUUUGAAAGCC
This is a messenger RNA of Phascolarctos cinereus (koala), 7030 nucleotides long. RefSeq names its product RNA binding motif protein 20 (gene RBM20). The record is from RefSeq and is a predicted model, not a curated record. Lineage: Eukaryota; Metazoa; Chordata; Mammalia; Diprotodontia; Phascolarctidae. Gene Ontology annotation, molecular function: zinc ion binding; RNA binding. Gene Ontology annotation, cellular component: nucleus.